This is a messenger RNA of Fundulus heteroclitus (mummichog), 11915 nucleotides long. RefSeq names its product voltage-dependent P/Q-type calcium channel subunit alpha-1A-like. Gene Ontology annotation, molecular function: calcium ion binding; high voltage-gated calcium channel activity. Bases 103 to 4002 code for a protein of 1299 amino acids. The transcript is spliced from 30 exons. NCBI's taxonomy places the organism in Eukaryota, Metazoa, Chordata, Actinopteri, Cyprinodontiformes, Fundulidae. Gene Ontology annotation, cellular component: voltage-gated calcium channel complex; membrane; neuronal cell body. The record is from RefSeq and is a predicted model, not a curated record. Gene Ontology annotation, biological process: calcium ion import across plasma membrane; chemical synaptic transmission.
UCUCUUUGCUCAGUGAACAAGAACGCCAACACUGACCAGAAGAAGAGCGAGGAGAAGAAGGAAGAGGAGGACGAGGGUGAAGACGAAGAUGACCCAAAACGCAUGCCUCCCUAUAGUUCCUGCUUCAUAAUGUCUACCACCAACCCGUUUCGGAAGUGCUGUCACUACAUCCUUACUCUGAAGUAUUUUGAGUUCAGCAUCCUGUCUGUCAUCGCUAUGAGCAGCAUCGCCCUUGCAGCAGAGGACCCUGUCAAGCCUGACUCACCAAGAAACAAUGUGCUGCGUUAUUUUGACUACGUUUUCACAGGGGUCUUCACAUUUGAAAUGUUGAUAAAGAUGGUGGUGCUGGGCUUGUUUCUUCACCAAGGGUCUUACUUUCGUGACUUGUGGAACAUUCUGGACUUUAUAGUGGUUAGUGGUGCUCUGGUGGCCUUCGCCUUCACGCCGAGCAGCACCCGGGGGAGCAGCAAAGGCAAAGACAUCAGUACAAUCAAAUCCCUGCGUGUGCUGAGGGUGCUGCGGCCUCUUAAGACCAUCAAGCGUCUCCCCAAGUUAAAGGCAGUUUUUGACUGUGUGGUGAACUCACUGAAGAAUGUGUUGAACAUCUUAAUCGUCUACAUGCUCUUCAUGUUCAUCUUCGCUGUUGUGGCUGUGCAACUGUUUAAGGGCCGCUUCUUCUACUGCACAGACGAAUCCAAAGAGUUUGAACGAGACUGCAGGGGCGAAUAUUUAGUCUAUGAAAAAGAAGAGGUAAAAGCCGAGAAGCGGGAAUGGAAGAAGUACGAUUUUCACUACGACAACGUGGCUUGGGCCUUGCUCACCCUCUUCACCGUCUCCACCGGAGAGGGGUGGCCACAGGUGUUAAAGCACUCAGUGGACUCCACUUAUGAGGAUCAGGGCCCAAGCCCGGGUUACAGGAUGGAAAUGUCCAUCUUUUACGUGGUGUACUUCGUUGUCUUCCCUUUCUUCUUUGUAAACAUCUUUGUGGCUCUCAUCAUCAUCACCUUUCAGGAGCAAGGGGAUAAGAUGAUGGAGGACUACAGCUUAGAAAAGAACGAAAGAGCCUGUAUAGAUUUUGCCAUUAAUGCCAAGCCUCUGACACGCCACAUGCCAAAGAACAAACUGAGCUUCCAGUAUCGCAUGUGGCAUUUUGUUGUGUCCCCUCCCUUUGAGUACAGCAUCAUGGCUCUGAUUGCACUCAACACAAUUGUCCUCAUGAUGAAGUUUCAUGGUGCAUCUCAAACUUACGAUGAUGUGCUAAAGUACCUAAACAUGGUGUUCACCACCUUCUUCUUUAUGGAAUCUAUCCUGAAAGUCAUUGCUUUUGGUCCUUUGAAUUACUUCAGAGACGCCUGGAACGUUUUUGAUUUUGUCUCAGUCGUUGGAAGCAUUACUGACAUAUUGGUAACAGAGUUUUGGGAUAAUUUCAUCAACUUGAGCUUCCUGAGGCUUUUCAGGGCGGCUCGCCUCAUUAAACUCCUGAGACAGGGGGAAACAAUUCGGAUCUUACUCUGGACAUUUGUCCAGUCCUUCAAGGCUCUGCCAUAUGUGUGUUUGCUCAUUGCCAUGCUCUUCUUCAUCUACGCCAUCAUCGGCAUGCAGUUGUUUGGGAACAUUGCUCUGGACGAGGAGGAAGAAAGCGCCAUCAAUGAGCACAACAACUUCAGGACCUUCAUUAUGGCCCUAAUGCUGUUAUUCAGGAGUGCUACAGGUGAAGCGUGGCAUGACAUCAUGUUAGCGUGCCUGGGAGAGAAGAAAUGCGACCCAGACUCAGGAAACACAGGGAAGGAGUGUGGCAGCACCUUUGCCUACACCUACUUUGUCUCCUUUAUUUUCCUCUGCUCCUUCCUGAUGCUGAAUCUCUUUGUGGCUGUCAUCAUGGACAAUUUUGAGUACCUGACCAGAGACUCGUCUAUCCUGGGGCCGCACCAUUUGGACGAAUAUGUAAGAAUAUGGGCUGAGUACGACCCGGCUGCCUGCGGGCGCAUACAUUAUAAGGAUAUGUACAGUUUAUUACGAGUUAUCUCCCCUCCUCUGGGCCUUGGCAAGAAAUGCCCACAUAGGGUGGCCUGCAAGAGGCUCCUUCGCAUGGAUCUGCCGGUUGCCGAUGACAACACAGUGCAUUUUAACUCCACCCUGAUGGCUCUGAUCAGGACAGCACUGGACAUAAAGAUUGCCAAGGGCGGUGCAGAUAAGCACCAGAUGGAUGCAGAGCUGAGAAAGGAGAUGAUGGCUAUCUGGCCAAAUUUAUCACAGAAGACGCUGGACCUGCUGGUGACUCCACACAAGGCAGCCACAGACUUGACGGUGGGCAAAAUCUACGCUGCCAUGAUGAUCAUGGAAUACUACAAACAGAGCAAGACCAAAAAGCUGCAGGCCCUGCAAGAGGAACAGUGCUCCUCCCUUCCUAACCGAACGCCAUUAAUGUUUCAGCGCAUGGAGCCACCCUCUGAGGGAGGGGGCACGGACGGCCAGGGGGGGCAAGGCCAGAAUGGUCUCCCCAGCAAUCAGCUGGACAACAUCAACAGCAUACCUCCUGAAGGUGGCAUGACAGAAAGCCAGUCAUGGAUGACUGCUAAAGCACAGGAGAUGUUCCAAAAGACUGGCAACUGGAGCCCGGACCGACCCUACCCUGACGACGUCCAUGAAAACCGCCACAAUCCCCAGAAUGUAGAGAUGAGGGAGAUGGGGCGGGACGGGUACUCCGACACUGAGCCCUGUCACCCAGUGGAUGGGCAUGGGCGGACCCUCUCCAUGCCCCGCCUCUCGGCAGACAACCAACGGAGGAGACACAGACCCCGUGGAAAUAACCUCAGUACCAUCACCGACAACAGUCCAAUGCGCCGCUCUACCUCCAGCCUAGUCCACGGGCGUUCCGGUCGUGGAGUGAGGCUGGAUGACUACUCGCUGGAGAGGGUGGUCUCUGAGGAGGGGAGACACGGCGGUGGACGCAGGCACAGGGACCGAAGUCAUCGCACUUCACAGCGAUCACUGACCAGAUAUACAGACGCCGACACAGGUAUCAUAUCUAUUUCAUGUCUAGGUCUGGGCACAGACCUCAGCACCACGACACAGUCAGGUGAUCUGCCUCCCAAGGAGCGUGAGCGGGACCGUGGGCGUACCAAGGACCGGCGUCAUCACCACCACCAUCACCGUCAUCACAACUCAAUGGACAAGGAACGCUAUGACCGCCAUGACUACCCACAUAGACAUCCCCAUGACCGCCACUGGUCCCGGUCUCCCAGCGAAGGGCCUGACGGACGAGGUCACAGACAGGGCAGUAGUUCGGUAAGUGGCAGCCCGGUCCCCUCCACCUCGGGGACCAGCACUCCAAGGAGAGGCCGCCGCCAGCUACCACAGACUCCUGCUGUCCCACGUCCACACGUCACCUACUCCCCCGCUGUCCGAAAGCCUCUCUAUGGUCCCCCGGGUCCAGGCCGAUUGCGUUCACCCUCCCCUCGUCACUUCUCUCCGCCUGAUCACGACAGAGGCUACCACCAACGACCCCCGUCCCGUCACGCCUCUCCACACCAUGGGGGCUCCUCGUCCAGGCACGGUUCGCCACGCUCGCCUCGGCAUCAGUCCCCGCACUCGCCUCUCCAGGGGUCGCCUCGGUCUCCACACCGAAACCGCUGGAGCGGCCCCCCACCAGGGGACAGCCUAGAGGGUGACGGGCCCUUCUAUGAGAGAGAUUACGAGUACGAGCGGCACCAUGAGCCUCCCGCCUAUGAGCAGAGCCUAUCCCAUGGCAACCCUCAUCCACAUGGUGGAAAUCCUCACCCGCACCCACGCUCACCAAGGACUGCUCGUCAUGGGCCCCCUCCACCCCCUCACCCGCAUCCACGUAGGGUUCCUAAUGGCUACCGUUCAUCCUCACCUUCCCCACAAAGGAGGGGACCACCAGGGGCACCCCACCCUCACCACCGGGCUCCCCAUGCCAGAGGGCCACGCAAGGGCCUCCAUGAACCUUACAGUGAAACGGAUGAGGAUGACUGGUGCUAGCAUCGGCAUGAGAUGCAGACAGCAGAAGAGAAUAAGAACCACCAACUCUAGUGCUCUGGCAUAUAUGUAAACUUUUAACAAUGUAAUGGUAAGGGUUUUGAGGCCCCCUACCUUCCCCCUUUAGACUCUAAAAGAGAUGUGGGGGUGAAGGUAGAGGGGUAAUGGUGCUGCUAGAAGCCUUUUACACGUUUUACAGAGAGGCAAAGUCGUUGACAGAGCAGCACAUGGGUUAUGCUAAUAUCAAGAAGGUCCAGAGACCUUAGGCAAGGCCAGGGCACUGUUUACCUCUGGCUCUCUCAGUCUCAGAACUGCACUUCCCAUAACUAGCCUGCACCGUCAAGGUCCAGUUAAAAGGGAAGAGAGAGUUGAGGGUACACAGGUCAAAGGAGGAGCAUGAGGUUCUAAAACAAUGUGAUGGGAUUGUUCCAAGGCCUAACAGCACUUCGCUCGGACUGGCACCCGAUUGCUUAGAUUUGUCAGAUGUGUGCAAGCUCUUACUGGCCAGACUACUUCGGAAAACAGAAAAUAAGCUGGAAUAAGGAGGACGCUGGUUUGACUCUGCUCUAAAACAAAUAAUGUUUUAAGUCAAAAAAAAAAAUAAGGUAGUAAAAAAAGCCAGGAUCCCUCCACCAACCCUUACAUGCCAAGCUAUGCCUCCAGAAAAUGAAACUUGAACAAUGAAGAAGACAGUGAAACUACACGAGAGUGAAAUUUUAAAAAAAGGGAGUACUUUAACUUUAUCUUUAUGAUCUCUCUGUGUCCAAGGGGACAGCACCUAUGAAGCUCCACCUAUACUGCAAAACCCAGCCGAUCACAGUGCUGGCUGAUAUUUGAUGAGUUUUAUCAUCUCUGUUUACUGUUAUGGACUCACCUGAUGGGGAAGGAACUGCUCUGACAUCACUUCCUGUCCAGAUGGCAGUGGAUGAAAAAGUGGUGAGGCCCAACGUAGGCUCACUUUCUGUUAAAGAGCACCGGAGGGUUGGGCCCAGGUUACUAGAGAGGGGAGCUGGUCACUGUUUUCAAUCCUUUCCCUACUCUAUUGAUCGACCCAGCAUACAGAGAAAGAAGACCCGACAGGAAAUGACAUCACGCAGUUGAACAUGGCGGAGGAUAGGAAAGGAGGGAUGGGGGAAAGAACAGACUAAUUUCUUCAGUAUUUCUUCUAUCGAUUACGCCUCCUUGUUCUUCUUCGGACAUUUGGAGCUUGGUUCUUCUGUUGCAUUCGCUCAGCCUCCUUUGAUCUUUUUCAGAGUCCAAAAAUUGAUGGAAACCUGCAUGAUUGAUAUAAUCCAUACUAGAAAGGAAAUCUAAGUGGUGUGGGUGGGAUUGGGACCUGGGGGGCUUUAUAGGAAACUUAACAUUUAGGUUCACAAAAAAAUAAGUUAUCUUCUCUCAGAUGCUCUCUCUCUCUCUCUUUCUGUGUCUCUGACUUUCGUAUCUGUCAAAGGUUAAAAAAAGUUGCUAGUUUUUUUUUUGUUUCUUACCUAAAACAGAAUUUAACAGAUUGACGGGUAUUCUACUUGUCUCAGUUUUCUGUUGAAAGCUCGGUUUCUGCAAUCUGUCAAGAGACAAACAAACAAAAAAAAAAACCUUUACAGAGUCAUGUUAGUGUUAAUGUCUUUUGAGAAAUAAAAGGGGGAGAGAGAGAGAGAGAGAGGAGAGAAGGAAACUUAUGCCACACUUAAGUUGCUGUUGUUGAUUAUAACAGAAAUUAAUAAUGACUUUUAAUGUCAAUGCAAAUGAGUGACAAUGAUAAUACUGGUGAUGAUUGACUGAAUGUUAGAACCGUUGCUGUAGACUUGCUGUCAUGUUAAUUGGAGUUCAGCUAUGUCCAUCUAGUUUUUCCAUCCCUUCUGUUGAUAUCCCGUGUUUAGUGAUGUUUACCAGGUUCCUGAUGCCUUUGUGCAAUAUUUUUGGGCAAUGAUGGUUUUGCGAAGACUCACUCAGCAGAGUUGCGUGUUGUAACGCAGCGCUAAGCGAAGAUGCAUUCUCUCUCCGGGACAGGCGGAGGUCAGGGGAGUCUCAGUAUCUGUCCUGCAGUGACCCAUAGGGUCUCAUCAAGCCAACCCAAAGAUCAGUAACUCAUGUUUAGAGUGAAGGAGUACAACAUAUUGAGAAUGUGAAAGCUGAUUUUAUGUUCCUCUUCUUCUUCUAGGGUUGACCUUCACCAACUCGUUGCCCAAAAAAACAAGAAAAAAUCUAUGAAUCUACAGCUUUUUUUCCCCCUUUGUUUUCGGCUCAAUAGUUUAGCUGUGGGACUAGUUGCCAGCACUGAAAGCACAGCAUUGGUGGUACAGGGUUGGUGUCAGUCAGAUGGUGUUUUUGCCACUAGAGGGCAGUUAUCAGCACCCAUUUUUCCCCCCCCCCUGCCUUCCCCCUCUACUGAACAGUGCUUUUUGGCCACAUCCUAAUGUUCUGUCUUGCAAUCAACUUUCCACUUUCUAUAAAAGUUGUAAUGAAUAUGAAUCCAAUUCUUUGUCAGGAAACAUUGAUGCGCCCUGAGAGCUGCUGUAUCUUUCCAUUUGUCACUCCAUCUUCCACCUGCCCUCCCUUCAACCUUUUCUGUGAAGACACCCCCGCCCAGUUAAACUGAGUUUGUAGCAAAUCUGAAUCUUUCUCUGCCAAACAAAAAGCAAAUCAUUUAAGCAGCCACCACCUUUCCUUUCCCCAUCAAACGUUAUGUCAGUUCAUUUGCUUUAACAUCUGUUCAUUUAGCUUUUUAAAGACCUACGCUACACCACGGGAGAGAAACGACACGCACUGGAAUAAUAUUUUUAACCCUUACUGUUAUGGGGGACGACAGUUAUUGAAUGAUCGUUAAUUCUAGAAUAAAAGAAUAGAGCAUAGAUAAAGAUAGUGUAUUACCUUAAGAUGAACAUAGAUAUAAUGUUGUAGAUGUAGUUAUAAACAAAAAUAUAAAGUAUAGAGUUUUGAAUAUUUAUUUAUUUUGCAUACUAGUGCUACUUUUUUCAUGCAAUUGCAGGAAUCAGAGACAAACUGCAGUACACCCACAUUUUGACUCUAUGCAGACCACAUUCGCAUCUUCGGAGGGGAACCUGCGGCCGCAAAGUGCUGCAAAGCAAAUUCAUGAAACAGGAAUCUGCACUUCUGAGACAGCGUAAAAAAAAAAACCUGAUGCCACUUGUUCACCUCAUCAUGCUACGUCACACUCACAGCGAAAUUUCCUUUUUUAUGUACAUCUCUUGCCGCCUCUGUUUUAGCCCUUCCGUGGCAGAUCCCUUCUCCCUGUUCAAAUUUCUCUGCUUUCUUGAGAUUGGUUGCCUCCAGGCUAUGAUUUUAAGCAUAGCAUGAUGAAUUGGAUUGGGGAUGUUUUUUUUUUUUUUGUUUUGUUUUUUCGUUCAGUGGAAGUAAAGGGGUGCUUACCAUAAGACCUUCUGUCCUCACCUUCCAAGACGUUACAGCAGGUGAGGAUUGUUCUCCAAAGCCCCCGACAGAGCCACAGUGCCUUCUGUAUCUCAGUCACAUUCAUCACUCCCUAAAUCCCCACUCACCGUUGCUCUCGUCAGUAACCCCCUCCCCCUUGACCCCCAUCCCCCCUUGUGUAGUAUAUGUGAUCAACCACGCUACGCCUUAAAAUCAAAUCUCACCGGCUCCCAUGCUAGCAUUUGAAACAGGGAGAGUGAUGAUUUUGAAACUGGGCCACGGUCAGGAAUCGGUCAAGAGGCUAGGCUUGAUGCUCAUUCAGAAUGGGCUGAACUAUUUAAAUCUCCCAUUCAGGCACUCAGUUUUGUAACAGCUAUAAAAAAAAAAAAACAUAAGAGACCCUCAGUUUCAACCUGAGCCUUGUGGAUUUGACUUUUUAAGACUCAACGGCCAUCAUUUCCAGAUCCUGCUAGCUGGCUAGCCCCUUUGGCUGCGGCAUGGCGCCAGUUUAUGUCCAUCCCACAGUUGUCCUGUGUACAGUUUCAGAUGACGUAGUUAGAGGUUUACAGAGGUGCAAAGCUUUCCGCUUACUUCUCAGGUCCCUCUAGAGCUAGGUAGCUAGUUAAGACUGCAUAGAGAAGAAACCGCUACAGAACAGGCAGCUCUCGGAUUGAGUUAUUGUAUGGUUUUACUUGGCAUGGUAUCUUAUUGUUGAUCUCACCCCUCUCCUUUCAUGACAAGUACAUUAUGCACUUCAAGCUCUUACAUUUCCAUCAAAAGCCUGCAGAACGCACCAAAACGUCACAACUUUCACUUUGGCUCCACUCGCUCGUCCUGAAUUGUAACAGCGGAUCCCAAAAAAAGCCGACACACAACAUUGCCCUUGUGUGAAAGCAUGUUGUGUGUAUGCGCUUUUUCCAAAACCUUUUCCCAUUAGUUUGGAAAAAAGCAAACAUCUAUACUUUGUUUUGUUUUUUUCAGUAUGAUAUGGUUAUUUUAUGAAACACAGUUUAGGGGGGAAUGCAAGGUUUUUGCAUCACCAUCACCUGUCUUUCUGUGUGUUUUCUGUCCUAACCCCUGGCAUUCGUCACCCUUUGUUGUUAAUAUGUGAGAAAUUGUUUUCGUUUUUUCCUUUCUUCUUCCCCAUGGGAUGAAGGAAAAAAACUAACAAACGCAGCACCCAUCCGCUCAGUCGGCUGUGAAAUUGUGUCAGUGGGUCAGUUGUAAGGUAACGUGUUGACAAAAACACAAAAAGGGCUCUCUUUUAAGAAAAAAAAAAAAACUACACAGUGGGGAUUAAUGUACAGUAGUGCUGCCAAAACUUGUGCUUAUGUAGCUAAAGCCACGCUGUGGUCUCCCCUUUGUACAGCACUAUAUUGCGUGCAUGCGGGCGUGUGUGCGUGCGUAUGUGAGUGCGCGUGUGUGUAAGGAGGCGGGACUUAGGAGGAGGGCCAAAACAAGAUGAGUGGCUGAUGUUGGGGGUACUGUUUUGGUUGGAGGGUGGGUGCUUCAGGUGGGCACAGCAGCAGGAGUUUUACUGAUGUUGAUACACAAUUUCACAAUGGCACUGGACCACUUUCCGAACUCACGCUCAGACGCCAUUUUUUUUUUCACCUCCUACCGAUCCUCAUCUACUCCUACUUCGAGAGGGGCAGGGCUACUGCUGUGACAGGGAGACAUUUUCCUUGGUGACUGUCUGUAUGUUGUGUCUGAGAGUGUAUAUGUGUUCACCAUGCGGAUUAACUAGUGUUUACGUUUCCUAAGGCUGAAACUGUUUUAUCAAGUGUGCAUUAUGGGCCCCGAUGUUGUUUGGGGAAAAAGACUGAGAUUUGCACCUAACAACCCACACGCAAACAGAGUUAUUCACGGAUGAAAAACAGAUAGAAAUAAAACCUUACAAAGACUUAGUUGUUUUAUCGAUUUGUGGUGCAUAAAUGUGGACUAGAUAUUUGUGGAUUAUUAGAAAUAAUGACACUUUGCGGCCAAAAUAACAUUUGAGGAUUUGUUGGGGGGUUUUCAACAGCUUUUUCUCUUUCGCUUUACUAUGUCCCCAUUUCACGUUAAAUAUAACUUCAAUGUAUUAAGGACUCUGAAGAAAUGAGUCCCAUUACCUAUUUUUACUUACGGUAGAUCCUAGAAAAUAAAUUCAAAACAUGGAUGGCAAAACAUCCCUAAAUAAUGAAUGGACGAUCGGUACAAAAAGUAUCAGAGAGGGGAGAAAGUUGCGUAUGAAAUGAUCAAAAUUACAGUAGUGAGAAACUACAAGUUGUAAAAAUGACCGGUAGUUUCAUUAGCUUAGCGCUGCUUUCACUGUCCUCAAGAUUAAAUGUUGACUAUGCUCCUAUCCUAACCUUGCCUGCAAGAUAAUUUCACAUGAUAUUUGUGCGUUCACAAACGAUAAUGAGCAGCAUGGAGAGUGCUACACAUUAUUAAUCUGGCUGGCCAGGUUAGCUAUCCACUGGUGUUGCAUUUGUAUUACAGCGUUUUUUGGUUUUUCAUUUUAAUACCAAGAAUGCAAAUACUGUACUUAAAUAAAAAUAAAUAAAGAGAAUGAAAUGUUUUAACAUUUUAAAACUAAGUAAAACUGUAGAUCUGAUCUGAUUCAACAAUGUUAAACUAACGCUUUUUGUUGGGUAGGGUGGGGUUUCUAGAGCAUGAAUCCCAUGACAAAAUACGUUUUUUAAAUGAUUUGCUUACUUUAAAACGUAACCUGAAGUUUAAAAUACAUACGUUAACAUUUAGAAGACAACGACUUAACAUCCAAACAAAGUCUACCCCCAAAAGAGGUAUUUAGCACAUUAGAAAUUAAGACAUUUCCCCCCUUAGCAGGGAAAUGUAUCAGCUUUUAAAUUUCUAAUUAGUUUGAUUAAAUGCCUAAUUGAUUAGAUGUUUCAGCCCUUAUUGUGUGCUUGGGUGAGUGAAUUGUGCCAGUCCGUUCGUUGUCACGUGUCCAAGUGUGUCCUCACACCAUCAGCCGCAGAAGGUAACCCUCAGUGCCUUACACUGUACAGGACAUGAUGACUCUCUCCUCUCAUGAUUAUCACUGCAUCAUCUCCUUCAUCUCUCACCCUUACUCAUUCCCACACUGGAUGGGUAAGAAGUGUGUGUGUGUGUGUUUGUGUGUGUGUGUUGGUGGAUGUGUGAAAGAGUGAAACGUGGAGGAGUUGGUUGAUAAUCUUGUGAUGUGUCUUAUUCAUCCUCUCACCGUGUCUCAUGUCACCAGAUGUACAUUUGGCUCUGUAAUUUCUAUGUAUAUAUUCCAUAAAGUUUCUGAAGAACCCACCGUGUUCAUCGUCAUUCAUUCUGUUACGGCCUUUUUUGCAGAUUUCUUUCUACCCCUUUUGGUCAUUCCGGCACAUUGUGCAUGCUACACCAUUUUGUUGUGCAUGCUAUGCCAUUUUUGAACACAAGGUUGCAGGAUUAAGCUUUCUUUUGUCAUCAUCAGUGAGACGGGAGAAGGCUUAGUUCAUGCCUGUCUGUGUGGGUGUGAAUUCUCUGUGAGAGUCUGUCUUCAACAUGGCUGUGUUUCCUACACUUUAUGGAGCCAAACAGACUUUAGAACUGACAAAUAUAGGUUUCCUGGAUUGUUGACCUGCAUUUUGGGACUCUAGCAAACAGAAAUUAGGUAAAGUACACCAUAAGAAAGAGUUGUUUUGUCAUAGAGAUUUCUGCAGACACAUAUUGCAGGUGUUUGUGUUAUUUUGCAAACUGCUUUGUGCCUGCUUGUUGAAAUUAAGGUUAAUACUUCUCUAACGCACGUUUGGCUCCAUAAACCUACACGGACGUUCAUUAAAUUGAUAUUUCUAAAACAUGGGUUAGAUGUCUCCUGUCGCCUCUCCGUCCCUGAAGGACCCCUCUCUCCAUUUUCAUUUCUCUCUCUACAUCUUUCAUCCUUAAUUUUGUCUUCUCCAUUUGUUUCCAUGAGCUCAGCAGAGACAAGUUGCUUCAAGGAAUUUAUCCUCAGCAUUUUGUUCUUACAGUUGGCAUUAAAGAUGCUCCAGGCAGAAGGAAAUACCUAAAAAGUGCCAAAUUUGAUCAAGAGCAGCCCAUAUUUAUCUGUUUUCUUCUUAAUAAACUACUAGACUUAUUUUUAGUCAGAAAGGAUUUUAGAUACUCAAACUAUGUUUAUAACUGAGGAAUAAACUUUUUAAACAACAUGGUUUGUUGAGACAGCCUAUUGUUAUAUAGCCACAAUCCAACAAAAAUUAUGCUAAACAAGAAAAAAAAAAUAACGGUGACUUGAGGAGUUUUCAGACUAAAUUGUUUCAAACAUAUAAACUUAGAGAGCACGCUGAAUAACCAGUAUUUCCAAUGGUACCAGUUUCCCACAAAUGGUUGAAUAUUUCAAAGGAUCCAAACACAAAAUAGUGUUUUUCUGUGCAGAGAUGCGGCGGGAGAACUCUCUGAAGCAACUGCAAAGCAUCCAUCCCAUAAUGAAGCAUACCAUCCGACGCUCGACCCAGUAGAAACCGAACCAGUGCCACACUAGAAAACCAUACAGGAUUCAUUCAGCAAGUUAGGGGAAAAAA